Messenger RNA from Toxorhynchites rutilus septentrionalis, 2654 nucleotides. It is a transcript of the gene sw, whose product is annotated as cytoplasmic dynein 1 intermediate chain. Lineage: Eukaryota; Metazoa; Arthropoda; Insecta; Diptera; Culicidae. Gene Ontology annotation, cellular component: cytoplasmic dynein complex. The record is from RefSeq and is a predicted model, not a curated record. The transcript is spliced from 11 exons. Gene Ontology annotation, biological process: transport along microtubule. Gene Ontology annotation, molecular function: dynein light chain binding; dynein heavy chain binding. The coding region runs from base 186 to 2234 and encodes 682 amino acids.
AUAGUAGUGUACCGUACUUGUGCUCCAAAUUUUCUCGGCUUCGGUAAUAUAGUAGCAGAUUUUUUUUUCAUUCCAUUAGAACCCAACUAACUGUUUAGGAAGCAGCCAAUUAAUAUUUCAGUAAAUCCGUGUGCUUGAAAACAGAAAAGCUGGAGAAGUUAGAGCAAUUUACGAAGCUAUCAAAGAUGGAUAGAAAGGCAGAGUUGGAGCGGAAGAAGGCCAAACUACAGGCCCUCCGCGAGGAGAAAGACCGCCGUCGAAAGGAGAAGGAGAUGAAAGACCUCGAAGAGGCAGCCGGUAAAUUAGGCCACCCGGAAAAUAAUACCAGAAAGGACUUGGACGAGAUGCUUUCUUCGCUAGGAGUAGCACCAGUUUCUGAAGUGCUUUCAUCUUUAUCUUCUGUUAACUCGGCCACAUCAGACCAUUCGGCAAAUCACACCCCAGAUGCCAGUUUACAGCCAAGUAUUAACGGACAAAACUAUCGCAAGAAGCAAAUCAGUCUGAGCCUAGUUUCUGUGCAGGCAACGAACAUUCCACCGAAAGAAACGGUCGUCUACUCCAAGCAGACGCAAACUACGAGUACUGGUGGUCAUGAGCGUGAUGUUUUUUCUUGCCAUUCCUCACCUCUAUCAGGAUAUAUGGAGGAUUGGUGGAGGCCGCGUAAAGCUCAUGCUACGGACUAUUACGAUGAAUACAAUCUAAAUCCCGGUUUAGAGUGGGAGGAUGAGUUUACAGGUGACGAUGAAGAAAGCUCCCUUACUCAUAUCGAUCAUGGUUUCCACUCGAAACUACCACCGGGUAUACUUCCACAUGGACUGCCCACGGUCAAGGAGGUGGCACCCGCCAUCACACCACAAGAACAGAAGAAGGAAGAAGUUAAGGAAGUUAAAGAACUAUCCGCCGAGCAAAAACAGAUGAUAAUAUUAUCAGAAGAUUUCCAACGUUUCAUCCUGAAGGCAGGAAAGGUUAUGGAACGUGCUCUAUCGGAAAUGGUAGACAUAUACACCGAUUACAUCGGCGGUGGCGAUACCGAUGACAUCAACGAUGAACGUUCAUUGGCUCGAUUGUCUUUGAAUCGGACAUUCUAUUGUGAUCGCUGGUCGAAAAAUCGUUGUGUAACAUCGUUCGAUUGGUCAACACACUUUCCAGAACUUCUGGUUGCUUCGUACCACAACAAUGAAGAAUCUCCCAAUGAGCCCGACGGGGUAGUGAUAGUAUGGAACACAAAAUUCAAGAAGCAUACCCCGGAAGAUGUUUUCCAUUGUCAAAGUGCCGUAAUGUCUACUUGCUUUGCAAAAUUUCAUCCUAAUUUAAUCUUGGGCGGAACUUACUCCGGCCAGAUAGUGCUGUGGGAUAACCGGGUCCAGAAACGAACUCCGAUUCAACGGACACCACUCAGCACAAACGCGCAUACUCAACCCGUAUACUGUCUGUCGAUGGUUGGCACCCAAAAUGCUCACAACGUUAUCUCGAUCAGUUCGGACGGUAAACUGUGCUCGUGGAGUUUGGAUAUGUUGUCACAGCCACAGGACGUUCUCGAGCUGCAGCAGCGACAGUCGAAGGCUAUUUCAGUGACGUGCAUGGCCUUCCCACACAACGAGGUCAAUAACUUCGUGCUGGGAAGUGAAGACGGUUACGUUUACUCGGCGUGUCGUCACGGCAAUCGAUCCGGUAUCGGGGAAACAUACGAAAAACAUCUGGGUCCAGUGACAGGUAUCUCAGCACAUCACAAUCAAUCGUCGCCAGAUUUUGGCCAUCUGUUCCUUACUUCUUCCAUUGAUUGGACCAUUAAAUUAUGGAGUCUGAAGGACAAUAAACCUAUUUACUCGUUCGAAGAUAACUCUGACUACGUGAUGGAUGUGGCUUGGUCACCAAUUCAUCCGGCGCUGUUUGCGGGAGUAGACGGAAGUGGUCGAUUAGAUUUGUGGAAUCUAAACCAGGAUACCGAGGUACCAACCGCGUCCGUUGUUGUCGACGGUCAGCCGGCAUUGAAUCGAGUUUCCUGGACACCGUCUGGUUUGCAUGUAACUGUUGGUGACGAAGCUGGUCGAAUCUAUGUGUACGAUGUGGCGGACAAUUUAGCCAGCCCUCGGAUGGAUGAGUGGAAUAAGCUUAACUCAGUAUUAUACGAGCUCAAAAUGAAUCAGAACGACGAGUUUGAUGAUAUCGAUAAGAAGUCACCUAUUCCACAGAAUCCAUCAUUGACGUCUCUGACAUCGUCACCGCUUAUAUGAAAUUCAAUACGGCCCUAUUGAAAGUACGAUGGGGACUAAAUAACAACCUUAUAUAUGCGUGCUUAAGUUGCAUGAGCGAGAUGUUGAUAUUAUUUAAAAGAAUAAUGCUUGUUGAGAGAGAGAGGAGUAUGAGGAUAAAGUCUGGAAAAUAAUUUUCUAAAAGGGAACCAAACGUAUGAACAGGUAGAAAAGCUCAGAGUGCUGUCAGUUGAGUUAUAUUUAACACAAUACAGACAUAUAAUAUAAUAGGCAGCUUAUUGUGCUAAUAUUGUAAAAUAAUCAAAACUUAAAAUUUUAAACUACUUUUGAAAACAUUAGAGUUAAUUCAGUCUAAUACCAUGCGCAAGAAAUGAACAUUAAUUCAUGUUAUCCUAAUCGUAAAUAAACUUAUCCGAUGGAAAUAUUCCUUAAACUGAAUAC